Messenger RNA from Brienomyrus brachyistius, 2994 nucleotides. It is a transcript of the gene pde9ab, whose product is annotated as phosphodiesterase 9ab. Lineage: Eukaryota; Metazoa; Chordata; Actinopteri; Osteoglossiformes; Mormyridae. Gene Ontology annotation, biological process: cGMP catabolic process. Bases 181 to 1749 code for a protein of 522 amino acids. Gene Ontology annotation, molecular function: 3',5'-cyclic-GMP phosphodiesterase activity. The transcript is spliced from 20 exons. The record is from RefSeq and is a predicted model, not a curated record.
AAAACGUUGUUGGGAACAGGCAGUUUCGGUGUCCUGCUAAUAGGUUCUCAGAAUUAGAAAAACAGACUCUUGAGCUUGAGAGGUUAGGGGUGGAGGAACCGUAGUUCUCACUGAGAGCUGAAGGUUGCCAGCCAGCACUCCGCUGUCUUCGUUUCGAGGCUGCGAACGGCACCGAGCGCCAUGGGCUCCAGCUCGUCUUCCUACGCCCCCAAAACCGUGUACCUGGACGUGGAUGGCAAAGUUCAGAAGGUGCUCUUCAGUCGGCACUGCAGCCCUUGUGACAUCAGGGAGCUGCUCUGCUCCUCCUCAAAUAUCCCCAGGAACACAGCCGUAACGCUACUGGAUUCGGGGGGUGCCAUGAUCUCCAUCGAUCCUACCAUGCCCACCAACUCGCCCAACUCCUUGUACAAAGUCGUGCCGUUAUCUGCUGGCCAGCUGGGAGAGAAGGAUGACGUGUUUCAGAACGUCCUGUCUCAGGUGGCAGAGCAGUUCAGCAGGGCUUUUCGGAUCAACGAGCUGAAAACCGAGGUCACUAAUCGACUGGCCAUGCUGGAGAAGAGGGUGGAGUUGGAGGGACUGAAGGUAGUGGAGAUUGAGAAGUGCAAGAAUGACCUCAAGAGACUUCGUGACGAGAUGACCUCAAGAGGUGGAGGGAGGUUGAUAGAGAUGAAUUGCCCAUGCAAAUACAACUUCUCAGAUGACGGGAAGAAGCUGUCCCCAAGGCGUGACGUCCCAAGCUAUCCUAAGUACACGCUGUCCCAGGAGACCAUCGAGGCCCUGAAGAAACCCACGUUUGAUGUCUGGCACUGGGAGCACAAUGAGAUGCUGAGCUGCCUGGAGUACAUGUACCAUGACCUGGGAUUGGUGAAGGAGUUCAACAUUAACCCCAUUACGCUCAAGCGCUGGCUGCUGGCCAUUCAGGAGAAUUACCGCAGCAACCCCUUCCACAACUUCCGCCACUGCUUCUGCGUGAGCCAGAUGAUGUAUGGCAUGAUCCACCUGUGCAACCUCCAGGAGAGACUCACACUGGCUGACAUGGGCAUCCUCAUGACUGCAGCUGUCUGUCAUGACCUGGACCAUCCGGGCUACAAUAACACGUACCAGAUCAAUGCCCGCACGGAGCUUGCAGUGCGCUACAAUGAUAUCUCCCCGCUGGAGAACCACCACUGCGCUGUGGCCUUCCAGAUCCUCUCCUUGCCCGAGUGCAACAUUUUCGGCAACGUAGAACCCGAGGCCUUCAAGCAAAUCCGACAAGCUGUUAUCACCCUCAUACUAGCCACAGAUAUGGCCCGACAUGGGGAGAUACUGGAGUCUUUCAAGCAGAAGGUGGACAGCUUUGAUUUCACCAAUGAGGAGCACAUCAGAUGUCUGAAGAUGGUUCUUAUCAAAUGCUGUGAUAUUUCCAACGAGGUCAGGCCCACUGAAGUAGCUGAGCCCUGGGUGGAUUGUCUACUGGAAGAGUACUUUAUGCAGAGUGACAGAGAGAAGUCUGAAGGACUCCCCGUCGCUCCCUUUAUGGAUCGGGACAAGGUGACCAAGCCAACGGCACAGAUCGGCUUCAUAAAAUUUGUCCUCAUCCCCAUGUUCGAGACGGUCAUGAAGCUAUUCCCACAGAUCGAAGAGAUCAUGGUUCAGCCACUGCGGGACUCUCGCGAUCACUACGAGGAGCUGAAGCAGAUCGAUGAUGCCAUGACUGAGGUACAGAAGAAAAAAACUGAGAACAUGUCAUUAGGAGGGAAGAAGAAGUAGCCUUUCCUGCCUGCUCAGUGGUUCUAAGGAUCCCACACUGUGCACCGAUUCUGUGGCAGGAGCAAUUAAUCCAGCUGAUUGGCCUGUUCCUUUGGAGACAAAUAGCCAUUUCACAAAGGCUCACUCCUGUACCUUUCCCUCAACCCUCCAACCACUGAGGCAUUGACUGCCCUUUUGAUCGCCUCUCCAUUCCCUUCACAUGCAAGCAACAUCCAGAAGAACGACAAAGGGAGAGUAACCAAAGACAACGAUAUUAGCAUCCAUUGAGACGUUAUUUCAGAAGUGCUGUUUCCUGUGUGCUCUGUUACGGGUAUCAAAUGACAGCAUUUGUACCGAUUCUUAGUUUGAUACUGUUAAGUUCGCUUAAUGGCCAUCUCCUACCUUUCAGUUACUUAUUCUUGGUCAUGCCCCAUUCACUACAUGGAAAACAGUGUUGAAUGAGUUCCCUUUGGUAUCGGCUACAUUCCCCAAGGAUAGAGUAGUCAAGAUACUUACAGUGACUUCCUGAUGAACCCUGGUCAGCUCAGUGGUGUUUAAACUUGCCUCCCAAACAAAUUGCUUUUCUCUACAUAAAAUUAAAUCAUAAUUGAUUCUCUAUUCUAAAUUAUUUCUUUUUAAAGGACUCAAAAGUUUGAUCUGCGCUGAUGUGUGUGCGAUAAGUUUUAGGCAACAUAAUGGUGUGUGUUUGCUAGCCGGUAGUAUAAACAGCCCAUUGAUACGUAACAAUGUGGCUUAUCUGUAAGCUUAUGAUAGGAUAUGACUUUACUCCUGGCUCAAAGAUUUGGUAAACCUGUGUUUUCCUACAUCCUAACACUGAGCAAUAUUCUCCUGGAACAUUUAAAAUGUAUUACCCCAUAUGAAAACAUGUGAACAUUAAUAAUUGAUUGUUAGGUUGCUUAAAAUUAUGUGCACAAGUAGAUAUUAUUUAUCAUGCAGUUGCUAAUGUUAAUCUGCUCUGUUUUGCUUUAUUAUUCAUAAUCUGUGACCCUGGAGAUGUGUGUCCUCAUACUCUGAAAGACAGGUUUUACGUCUUGUUGUCUAAACCUGGGAAAACACGCAAGACAAUUUCACCUGCCAAUUUUCCGUGAUUCUCAUUAGAUGCCCUGUACAUUGUUACACCACUGUGGUCGCCAAGGCCACCAUGUCGAAACAUGUCUUGUGAAUCCUUCUGCGUGUUAAGGGCUCCGUAAUUAACUCACGUCUCUGUUUAGGGGUUUAAGGUGGCAGUUUUACGUACACAGAAUA